Phycomyces blakesleeanus NRRL 1555(-) is the source of this 1143-nucleotide messenger RNA. RefSeq lists its product as hypothetical. The record is from RefSeq and is a predicted model, not a curated record. Gene Ontology annotation, biological process: regulation of peptide transport. NCBI's taxonomy places the organism in Eukaryota, Fungi, Mucoromycota, Mucoromycetes, Mucorales, Phycomycetaceae. The coding region runs from base 1 to 1143 and encodes 380 amino acids. Gene Ontology annotation, cellular component: membrane. The transcript has 8 exons.
AUGCCAGUAUAUGACCAGCCACGGAGGCGUUAUCUUGGAGGAAUUGCUGCCCUGUUAGGUGUAGUGUUUAUUUGGGUGGGAUCUUCAUUCGCAAUGAACAGUAUAUUUGGAGAACAAAAUUACAAUAAACCCUUCUUGGUUACAUAUCUCAAUACAGCGACCUUUUCAUUCUACUUGAUACCUCUUCUUUUCAAGCGACCUCCACCAAAAUAUACAACUGAAGAGUCUACAAAUAGAUACAGCGAAACAGUAAUUGCCGAUAACCAAACCAUCCAAGAAACCCCUAAUCAGAUGGAUACAAAGCUUAGCACCAUAGAGACUGUCAGGCUUAGUUUUGCCUUCUGUAUACUCUGGUUCUUUGCAAAUUAUACGACCAAUGCCAGCCUUGCCUACACCAGUGUAGGAAGUAGUACAAUCUUAGCCUCCAUGUCAGGUCUAUUCACGCUCGGUAUCGGCUCUGUGUUUGGUGUCGAGAAACUCAACACAACCAAAGUAGUAUCUGUGUGCAUAAGUCUGAUGGGUGUUAUCCUAGUGUCAUACUCAGACCAGCUCAGUAGCAACCCUGUCCCUUCAGACCUUUCAUCUCUUACCAGAUUCAAUCUCCCUGCACCUCUUAUCGGGGACAUGUUGGCUCUUUCUGGUGCGGUAUUCUAUGGCUGUUACACAACUAUGCUUAAGCUGCGGAUUGGAGAUGAGUCUCGCAUCAACAUGCCUCUGUUCUUUGGCUUUGUUGGGGCCUUCAAUGUUGUCCUUUUGUGGCCAGUAUUUCCUCUUCUGCACUGGCUUGGCUUGGAAACAUUCGAAUUACCGCCUACUUCAACUCUGUGGUUUAUGGUUUUAUUGAAUGCUUUCAUAGGAACAUUCUUAUCUGAUUACUUGUGGUUACUGGCUAUGUUGAUGACCUCUCCAUUGGUGGUGACACUAGGAAUCUCACUGACGAUUCCCCUUGCUCUGAUAGGCGAUAUUGUCUUUAAACAUUUUGAACCUGGAUUCCAAUACGCGCUUGGUGCUGUACUAGUUGGAGUAGGCUUCUUUGCGGUAAAUAUGGAUGCUCUUCGAGAAGUAGAAGAAGAAACUGUCUUUAACGAUAUUGAGGACACGAUCCAAGAUACAUCAUACCAAUCAAUUAACUCCAGCCAUUAA